Messenger RNA from Telopea speciosissima, 2511 nucleotides. Its product is annotated as dnaJ homolog subfamily C member 2-like. Lineage: Eukaryota; Viridiplantae; Streptophyta; Magnoliopsida; Proteales; Proteaceae. The coding region runs from base 543 to 2279 and encodes 578 amino acids. The transcript is spliced from 2 exons. Gene Ontology annotation, cellular component: cytosol. The record is from RefSeq and is a predicted model, not a curated record. Gene Ontology annotation, molecular function: ribosome binding; Hsp70 protein binding. Gene Ontology annotation, biological process: regulation of translational fidelity; 'de novo' cotranslational protein folding.
UGCCUGCAGAACUGGAUGGCUAACAACAGAUAAAAUGAAACAACAUCUGAUUUCACUAAAACUUGUUCGUUACUAGGUUGUUAGUCUGCUUUGUCUUCACCUUUAAGUGUUUCAUUGCCAUCUAUGAUGAUUUCCAAUCAAUGGCAGAGGCUAAUACUUUGUAAUCUUAGGCACUCCUGAUUCUGCUUCUUCUACCAAUCAAAAGGCUCUGUAGUGAGUAAAUUAAUUUGAUAGACUUGACAUCUUAAAUACAUUUGGAUAUCCAAUUUCACUACCUUCCACUUCCAAGCACUUGCAUUAAUAGGACACUUAGAUUGAUGAGAAGCUGCAGUGAUGGGUGUACAGAGUCAAGGCUUUGUCAUGUUCACAAUUGUGCCACUUUGCCUUGGUUGCGUUUUAGAUGAGCUUUUGCUGAACCCAGUUACUUACAAAAUGCAGGGCAUGCAUUCCAUUCUGCUGCACUCAAACUUCUUGGUUUUGGUGAUGAUGGAGAUACAGAUGCUGUUGACCAGAAUAGUCCCCCUGACAAGAGACAAGAUUAUAUGCCAUCGUCUGAUACAUAUAGCAGCAAAGGUAAAAAGAAAUCUAGUGAGGGAAUGCUUCAAGACCAUUAUGCCUUGUUGGGUUUAGGGAACCUACGUUUUCUGGCCACUGAGGAGCAGAUAAGAAGAAGUUACAGGGAGGCUGCUUUGAAGCAUCAUCCUGACAAGCUAGCUGCUCUUCUUCUUGCUGAGGAAAAUGAAACUGCAAAACAAGCAAAGAAAGAUGAGAUAGAGAAUAUUUUCAAAGCCAUCCAAGAAGCUUAUGAGGUCCUGAUUGAUCCUGUGAAAAGAAGGAUGUAUGACUCCACUGAUGAGUUUGAUGAUGAAAUUCCUACUGAUUGUGCACCUCAGGACUUCUUUAAAGUGUUCGGUCCAGCUUUUAUGAGAAAUGGUCGAUGGUCAGUUAACCAACCAGUACCAUCAUUAGGUGAAGAAAAUACUCCAUUGGAAGAAGUUGAUAGUCUCUAUGGUUUUUGGUACAGCUUUAAGAGUUGGAGAGAAUUUCCACAUGCAGAUGAGUUUGAUCUUGAGCAAGCCGAGUCUCGUGACCAUAAGAGGUGGAUGGAGAGGCAGAAUUCGAAACUUAGAGAGAGAGCGAAGAAGGAAGAAUAUGCACGAAUACGUACACUUGUUGACAAUGCCUAUAAAAGGGACCCUCGAAUUGUGAGGAGAAAAGAAGAAGAGAAGGCAGCGAAGCAAAGGAAGAAGGAGGCCAAAUUCCUUGCUAAGAAGUUGCAAGAGGAAGAAGCUGCUAGGCUUGCUGAAGAGGAGAGACGAAAGAAAGAGGAAGAAGACAGAAGGGCUGCUGAAGCUGCUUUGAAUCAGAAGAAAGUGAAGGAGAAAGAAAAGAAGCUCCUGCGUAAAGAGAGGACACGUCUACGAACACUCUCAGGACCUGUUGUAUCUCAACGUGUGCUUGAUCUUAUUGAGGAUGAUGUGGAGACUAUUUGUAUGUUAUUUGAGACUGAACAGUUGAGGAGUCUAUGUGAUGAGAUUGAACACAAAGAGGGGAUUGGACGUGCUCAACUAAUAAAAGAUGCAUUAGGAGGGAAUAGAAAUUCUGAGGAGCCAAAACAAGCUGAAAGGAAUGCACGACAGAAUGGGUCACCAGAAGUUAAGGGAAACGUGACUGUUGUCCAAUCAAAGCAAGAAAAUCUUUUAGGCAGCUAUGAGAAAAAGGAGAAACCUUGGGGCAGGGAGGAGAUUGAGUUAUUGAAGAAAGGAAUGCUGAAAUAUCCCAAAGGAACACCCCUUAGGUGGGAAGUUAUUGCAGAAUACAUUGGUACUGAAAGAUCAGUAGAAGAGAUCCUCAAGGCAAUGAAGACAGUUCUUCUACAGAAGCCUGACUCUUCCAAAGCUUUUGACUCAUUCCUUGAUAAGAGAAAACCAGCACAAACCAUUUCAUCCCCACUGCACAUGAGACAGCAGGAAGCUGAUGUCCCUGAGAAAGUUCCUGAGAUAGUUAAUUCCAAAAAGCCUUUGAAUAGCAAUGGAGCCCAGAACCACCCUGAAGCUUUGGUUGUUGCAAAUGGAGCUUCUUCAAGUACCGAACAACAAGAUGAGUGGUCUGCUGUUCAAGAAAAAGCACUAAUUCAGGCUUUAAAAACAUUCCCAAAGGAAACCAACCAGCGUUGGGAACGGGUUGCAGCUGCAGUUCCGGGGAUGACAGUGAUUCAUUGCAAGAAGAAGUUUGCUAUGUUGAAGGAGAACUUUAGAAACAAGAAAAAUGUGGAAUAGUUGGAUUUUUUUUUCUUCUUAAAAUGCAGUUCGGCUGUGUCACACUUUUACGGGAAUUGUUUGGUAUCUAGUCGGCAAGAUUCCUUCAUUUUGAAGAUUAAAUUAGCUUAAGCUACUUGGUAUACAGAGUAUUUUUCUCAGCAUCGGCUCUUACAUGUUGCACCACAUGGUAUCAUAUUUUUGAAAGAUGGGAGUUAUUCAUAUGAAAUAACACAGUAGAUUCUGGACUCUA